GCGGGCCGGUCUGAGGGCCCCCGGCCGUCCUCGCGGCUACCCCGCCUUUUUUCCCGGGGCGGAGCUGGGCUGUGGCUGCGGCGGCAGCUGCGGCGGCUGAGGCGGGGCCGCCGAGGAGGCCGAGGAGGCGGAGCCGGCCGGAGCUGCCUGAGUGACGGCUGCGGCCAAGCGGGCUCAGCUCAGAGGGGAGGCAGCAGCGCCAUGGCCCCGGUGGGGGCGGACCGAGUGGGCUACUGGGGCCCCACCACGUCCACCCUGGACUGGUGCGAGGAGAACUACGCCGUCUCCUUCUACGUGGCCGAGUUCUGGAACACACUGAGUAACCUGAUUAUGAUUCUACCUCCAAUCUAUGGUGCCAUUCAGACAGUCAAAGAUGGAUUGGAAAAGCGAUACACAGCUUCCUAUUUGGCUAUUACAGUGGUAGGAUUGGGAUCGUGGUGCUUCCAUAUGACUCUGCAGUAUGAAAUGCAGCUAUUGGAUGAAUUACCCAUGAUCUACAGCUGUUGUAUAUUUGUCUACUGCAUGUUUGAAAGUUUCAAGACUAAGAGCACAGUCAAUUAUCACCUGAUUUUUAUAUUAGUGCUAUUCAGCUUAAUAGUAACCACGGUUUACUUAAAAGUUAAAGAACCUAUAUUCCAUCAGGUCAUGUAUGGACUAUUGGUUUUUGCUCUAGUUCUGCGGUCUAUUUAUAUUGUUACAUGGGUAUAUCCAUGGCUUAGAGGACUGGGUUAUACAUCCUUAGGAAUAUUUUUAAUGGGAUUUUUCCUUUGGAAUGUGGACAACAUCUUUUGUGAUUCACUGAGGAGCUUUCGGACAAAAGUGCCACCUUUUGUGGGCGUUUUUACACAGUUACAUGCUUGGUGGCACAUUCUUACUGGCCUUGGCUCUUACCUUCACGUCCUUUUCAGCUUAUACACAAGGACACUUUUCCUGCGGUACAGACCAAAGGUGAAGUUUCUCCUUGGAAUAUGGCCCACGAUCCUGGUGGAGCCGCCCAAGAAGGACAUAUGAGAAGAGGGCCCACAGAGAAGCUCAGCCACCCGCUGCUGGCCUGGUUACCUGGGGAGGAGAAUCCCAACACUCUCCAAGCUUCCACAUUAAAUUAUGUACCGGCUCUUGUGGUGAAAAGAUGCGUCUCUGCCUGUACCACGGGGCCAGAAACACGAGAAGGGCGCGUGGUGGGCCUUUCUCUCAUACUGUCUAGAAGAACCCGUAUGGUGUUCAUGUACAUAUCCAAGUGCUGCAGAACUCGGGCUUCUCUCAUGAGUAUUCACUGGUCGUUACCCAUCGGUCACAGCAGUGACCUUUCCCUCUUGGAUGUGGGCUGAAUCUGAUCUGUAACUUUUCUCUGUGAUUUUGAAUGAAUAUGUAAUUGAUAAUGGACAUUGUUGGCUGGGGUGGAUCCAGACUAAGUGUCUAUCUCACUGCUUAGUAGUGAGCUUACUGUUUAGCCAUGUCAUUCGGAUACCUGUUGAAGGAAACUCAGAAGGUUGUUGCCACGGGGAAAGGGCCCAGCCACAGGGUGGUGGUCUGCUCCACCGGCUGAGCCAGGCGGUUGUGUGCCCUCCGCUGACCCUGGGAGCCAGGCAUUCUGGCUCAGGCCCACCACCGGCCCUUCACAUCCCUCACUUACCCUCUCAGCCCAGGCACUUGCCUGUGUCUUUGGCCCAUACUGGGUCACAGAUUCAGCCUAUCACAAUUCAAUCACCAUCGAGGGUGCCCAUUAUCAUGUCACUUAGGCCACAAAUUGGCCAUCCGACAUUCCUCUAGCCAGUCCUUGAUCCCAGCAAUGUUGGGUACCCCCGUGACCCUUGGGAAUGUGGUUUACCUUAUGGUCUGUUUUCAAGGAACCAAUUCAUGGUACUGGGCAAGACAUUCUCUGUAUUCUCUGAGGAGGCCGUGCCAAACAAAGCCCGGUAAAUCAAGGUUGGAGCUGAAUAUUUGGGCUGUGAUUUCUUCCUCUUUUUAAGCUAAUUAAAGGUGUUAUUUCUAACAAGCAUUCACACACUGCCUCCAGCUCCUUCUAGUCUUUUGUAGAUCCCCUUAGCCUCCCGCUUGUGGUCUAAUCAAGCCCGGAGCAAGCUGCCUCUGCUCUGUCCAGUUGUAUUCUUGUGCUCACAUAAUUUUCAUCUCCAGAAAAUAUCAAUGAAUGACUUACACUAACUUUUCAAAUGUUCAGUAAUUAUAAAUUCUCUAAGAAACAUGAGACUCCCAGUGAAGUUUGCAACCCCCAUAUGUCUGCUCCUCUUUGCAUCUGAGGGAAGUAGGCCAAAAGCUUGAGAACAGCCUCGGGCAGCUCUGAAUUCACCAGAAACUGUUGUCUCAGGCAGUCCUGCUCUAUCAUCAGACAGCUCAUUCUUCUGUGAGUUUGACUAUGUGACACCCAGAUUCAGCCGAAGGCUCACCGGGUGGCACCUUUGCCUAAAGGGGUGUUAGCAAAUGAAUGUUGUUAGCGAGCUUACUUCCUAGAUGGUAAUUCCUUUGUUAGCUCAAGCUGACAUUCCCACAGAGAAUCUGUUCUAGUUCCUCUUAUAUGCAAUCUCACUGCUAAAGACCUUGACUAUUUUUACAGUAUUAAAUAAGUGACCUUAACACAAAUUUAAAAUAAACCUGUUUCAGGUUUUUUGGAAUUUAUUUUAAACGUGUUAUUCAAUGACCUUUUGUUGCUUUUAAGAGUUUUCCCACUUUUACUCAUCCCAAUGGCCCUCAUUUUCUGCCAUUUGGCAAGUCAAUGCUGCUUCUGUUCUCUUAGUCCAAUUCACCAGCCAGGUUGAGCCCUGCCUAGAUUUUGUUGAUUUUUCUUCCAAGAGACAAAAUGUGAGAAGACACAUUGGCUCUGGUUCUCUGUGCCUUAGGAUUCUGGGACAUUGAAGAAUUCUAUACACUACAAGUCACUUCUCCGCCUCCUGCCUUGGGAAAUCUGAAGAUUACCUCUUCCAUCCCAAUUUCAGCUAAGUAGUUGGUUAACUUUUAUAGUCUGUUCUUAAAAAGAGCUUUGGACUUAGAGUCAGAAGACCUGGGUCUGCCAUUUAUUAGUCGGUUCAGCUUAGAUCACAUUCCCUUUCUGAGAUUCAAUAUUCAUAUCUGUUCAUGGGAAUAAUGAUCGUACUAUUUACUUUGCAGGAUUAUUGUGAGAAAAACAUUUUAUAAGUAGUAAAAUACCAUUUAAAUGUGAGCUACUUAUAUUAUUUCUCUACUCUGAACUUUGUUAAUACCAAUAUGCAGCUCUAUAUCUAUGAUCAAAGGAACAGAAUGAGAGCCCUCCCAAACUUGCUAGGGACAUGGUCUACAAGAAUUUGAAUGUGUUAACUCAUCUGUCUGUAGCACUUCACAGUCUAUUAGAUACCAUCUUCCAAGCCUGAAAUGGAUGGUUCAAACCUAGAUCUUUCAUAUUCAAGUCCUUUAAGGUGCAGCUCAGAUGCCACCUCCUCCAUGAAACUUUCCCUGAAUCAUUCAGGGAAAAAAAUGAUCUCCUCUGUAGACUUUCACAGAGCCCUUUGUUCACCCUCCUUUGCCCCUAUCAUACACUACUCCUAUCAUGUUCAUGUUAUUUCUAUUAAGCUGUAAAGCUCCCUGAUAACAAGAGCUAUGUUGUCAUCCUCCGUUGUAUCCCUAUUGCUCAGCACAAUGCACUAAAGCGAUCGAAUUAAACAAGAUAAACAAUGUGAA
Antechinus flavipes (yellow-footed antechinus) is the source of this 3669-nucleotide messenger RNA. It is a transcript of the gene ACER3, whose product is annotated as alkaline ceramidase 3. Gene Ontology annotation, cellular component: endoplasmic reticulum membrane. The record is from RefSeq and is a predicted model, not a curated record. NCBI's taxonomy places the organism in Eukaryota, Metazoa, Chordata, Mammalia, Dasyuromorphia, Dasyuridae. Gene Ontology annotation, biological process: ceramide metabolic process; phytosphingosine biosynthetic process. Bases 202 to 1011 code for a protein of 269 amino acids. The transcript has 11 exons.